Molecule: messenger RNA, 2225 nt
Organism: Chara braunii
Lineage: Eukaryota; Viridiplantae; Streptophyta; Charophyceae; Charales; Characeae
Source: the annotation of a GenBank genome assembly
GCUGGUUGCAGGCCCAAUGUGAAAGAACCACGUGGAAGGACUCACAAUUCAUGGUCAAAGAUGCCAUGGGAAUCGAGCGUCCAGUCCUCUUGGAUGAGUCGCGCGAGUCCCAAGUAACCUUUCUCAAUGCAAUGCAGUUCUACAAAAAGUGGCGUAGGCGCAAACCUAAUGAGCAAAUGUAUAUAGCCUUUGUUAGGCAUGCUCAUGUGCCUUCUAUUUUUGUUGUACAUAAUGAUUCUACUUUGCAUGUUGUUUCCACCUCGGAUGCAACUACUUCUACCUCUACUAAAUCUACCUCUAGUCCAAAUGACUCUACCUCUAACCCUGUCGUUUGGCUGCACCUAUGACAUUUGAUAUGCUUGCUCCUGAGAGUGAUGAUCCCCCUCCGGAAGUUCCGCCGAAAAUUCGCAACCUUCUCAACCGAUUUCCUGAAGUCUUGACCGAACCGCAUGGAGUUCCCGUGCGUCCGGUCCGGCACAAGAUCGAGUUGAUUGAAGGUAGCACUCCUCCAAAAGGUUGUGUCUAUCGAAUGGGCUCAGGCGAAUUGGAGGAGUUGCGAAGGCAGAUUGAUGAGAUGAUUGGGAAGGCGUGGAUCAAACCCAGUGAGUCUGAGUUUGGUGCGCCGGUGUUGUUUGUUCCUAAGAAGGGCAAACUGCAGAUGUGUAUUGACUACCGCGGAUUGAAUAGAAUCACAAGAAAGAAUGCAUACCCUUUGCCACGUAUCGAUGAUCUGCUUGAUGCUGCAGGUGGUUGCAAAGUCUUCAGCAAGAUCGAUCUCAAGUCUGGCUACCACCACAUUGAAGUCGAUCCUGCAGAACAGCACAAAACCGCAUUCAAAACUCACGAUGGGUUGUACGAGUUUACCGUCAUGCCCUUCGGUCUCACGAACGCACCAACCACCUUUCAAAGUCUCAUGGACAAAGUGUUCCGCCAUCAGAUUAACCGGUUUGUUGUUGUUUAUCUCAACGAUAUACUCAUAUUCAACAAAUCAAUGGAGGAGCACAUGAGACACCUUGAGGAAGUGUUGCAGGUCCUCAAGGAAGCGCAGCUCCAUCUCAACUUGGAGAAAUUUGAGUUUGGGAGAGACAGCGUCAUCUACCUUGGGCACCGGUUGUCUGCUGCAGGCCUAGAGCCUGAGGCAACCAAGGUUGAAGUCAUCCGCAAUUGGCCUCAACCGGCGAAUGUUCGUGAGUUGCGUUCUUUUCUUGGUCUUGCGUCCUACUACCGCAAGUUUGUGCCUAAGUUUUCUAUCACCGCCCGUCCGCUGUCUAGAUUGACUAGCAAGAAUGUGUCUUAUACAUGGGAUGAGGAAUGCACGACAGCCUUCGCAGCAUUAAAAGAGGCUUUGGUGAGUCAUCUGGUGCUUCGCAUUGCAGAUCCCAAACUCAUAUUCGUAGUAACUACGGAUGCCAGUAUGUAUGGGAUUGGUGCAGUGCUGCAACAAGAUGACGGCGACGGCUUACGUCCCCUAGAGUUUUACAGCAAACGUAUGCCCAGUCACAAGGUAGUUGCCUCCACCUACAUGUUCACAAGUGCAGAUUGGAAAGACUUCACCUCCCAGACCUACGACAUGAAACUCAAGAUGACGUUUGGUAGACACCCCGAAGCCAAUAGACUGGCCGAGGAGAUCAACCAGACCGUGAUCCAACUUCUCAGGGCUCUUAUCGUGCCUGACCAGAACUCUUGGGAUGAGGAGUUGCCGAUUGUGCAGGGGUUGUACAACAACUCCAUCCACUCUUCCACCGGGAUGACGCCUAACCGGCUGUACCUCGGAUGGAAAAUCCGCAAUCCCCUAUCCUAUCUGUUCCCGGAACAACCACCUGGCCUAACGCCUGGCCAGCCAGGCUACAGUGCUAAGUACGAUCGUUUGCUCAAAGUCGUUGUCGCGGCUAUGGAGAGGCGACGCAGUGCUAUGAUUAAGCAUGCAAACAAGAAACGCCAGCCUGAUCCCUUCACCGUGGGAAAUUAUGUUUGGGUCAAGAUAUCUGAGUUUUCUGAAGAAGAAGGCGUAUCACGGAAACUUCUUCCUCAGUAUUACGGUCCCUGGAAGGUGCUGAAUCGAGUAGGUAAUGAUUCCUUCGGUCCUUCUUACACGAUUGAUGUGCCUGCCCAUCUCCGCACAUACCCAGUCUUUCACGCAUCAAAGUUAUUUUCGUAUGAGCCACCUGAGACGUUCAAGUACCGAUAAUCGAUGAUUCCCCGCGCAAUCAAUGGCGGUCACGAGG